This is a messenger RNA of Oreochromis niloticus (Nile tilapia), 2982 nucleotides long. It is a transcript of the gene arl14, whose product is annotated as ADP-ribosylation factor-like 14. The coding region runs from base 1803 to 2405 and encodes 200 amino acids. The transcript has a single exon. The record is from RefSeq and is a predicted model, not a curated record. Gene Ontology annotation, molecular function: GTPase activity; GTP binding. NCBI's taxonomy places the organism in Eukaryota, Metazoa, Chordata, Actinopteri, Cichliformes, Cichlidae.
CACACGAGUUGAUCCAAAUUCCUAAGACCAGUGUUGUCUAAUAACUAUAAAAAAUCAACAGCGUCACUCAUCGGCUUUACGGGAACGCUUUACCGCUGUUUAUUUAAAUUUGGCAUUUUAUACGCGAGAUCAGUGCGUGUGGAAGACACGUGAGAUUCACGAACAAGCAGGAAUUCAACACUUCUGGCUUUUAAAAAAAUCCCUAAGAUCGUUUUUAGGAAUCUUCUCGAAGUUCCAAACAACAUGGGACAGCAUGGCUCCAAAUCCUCCAUUGAAUCCCGGGCGAUUUUUCAGAGCGAUGGCGCAGCCGACAUGUAUCAGAAAGCGGACACAUGCUCUACCCCAGGCUCAGUCGUCCGCUUUCAGAAGAGGGUGACCAAUCACUCUUCCCCCCGGACAAGGGAGAAGUCAGAACUCGACUCUUGGCCCCUGAGUCGCCGUGACACCGGAGGACUGGUGUAUGUGAUGGAUAACCCAACCGGCGGGGUGUGGGUGAAGCCGGAGGAGAAAUGGUCCAGAUCUUGAUACAAAAAACUGAAAUACAAAUGAUUUAAUCAGUGGAAUCAGUUAAACAUCUUACAGAGUAGCAGAUGUUGAUUUAUCUUCCUGCUGUGAGGUGAGCUUCCACUGUGCCCACCCGCACUGCAGUGAGGUGGAUUCAAUCGAUCUUCACCAUACCAAGGAUUUGGCUGGACGGAUCAUUGAGAUGCACGGAUUUUCUUUAUUCUGUUUACAUGUUCAGUGUUAGAAUGAGAUGGUGAUGGUGAGAGGAGGUGAUUAGCCACCGAGUCUAUGUCUUUGGGUGCUCUAUUAUUCUGAAUUAUGUGAAGCAGAGUAAACAAAGGGAAGGGGCCUGGCUGUAGUGCGUUGGUCGAUGGUGUCAUGGUGAAACCUGCACCCUACCAAUGGCUGACCAACCUUUAUUGAUUUUGUCCCACUUUCCCUUUUUUUAUUUGACUUUUAUUUCUGUUUAUUAUAAUUACGCAUGUAUGUGCUAUACAACAUACACGCGUAUUAAAAUACAAUAUUUUAAAAUAACGAUAGCAUUUUGGAUGUGAUGGAGUGACCUUGAUUUAGGACAGAAUGUCCACAAGGGGUAAAAGCAAGAUGUGCGUGACGUGACCUCAAGUUUAUGAUGUUUGGCUGCUUCUGGUUUUCUAGAAGCAUUGGAAACUUGGAGUAGAUUUUUUUUAAUGUGCAUGUCAGCGUGGAAACAUUCAUCUCAUAUUUAACACGGCUGACAAGCCAGUGUAGAAGUUAGUUCGAAUACACGAACUAUGUGUAUGCAAACAGGAGCUUCAACGUUUUAUUUAUUUAUUUAAGUUUUUUUAAGUGUCACUUAUUUAAUUUCGUGAUUGGACAUGUGAUUCAAAUUUCGAAAUGUUGUAACAGUUUGAGUCGUCGCAGUCACUAAGGCACCUUCCACUACGGUCCUUCUUAACUUUAACUGGUUUGGUGUAAUUGGCUAUUAUUUAGUUUUUAACAUUUAAGUCUGUUUGAGCACCCGGUUUUGUUCUCAGUGCGCCUAUGACACUUUUACGAAUGCACAUUAGUCAGUCUGAUAUCUUCUGAUAACAAACAUAAAGUGAUGGAAUAAAUGACCAAUAAAAGUGUAACUGGGGAACAGGAAACUUUGCCCUCUGGUGUGACGCCUUAUCGGAACACAGUGCCUUAGCAGGGAACUAAUGGCUUAUCCAUUAAACCUCGGUAAACGCACUAAGCAAACACCGCGUCAGAAGGGCACAGUGCGGAGGAUGUGACUGUCGCACGUCAGUUAACAGCCUUUGUAUCUGUGCUUCACCAUGGGAUCAUGGGUUUCCAAACCUCAAGUGCAAGUUCUUCUGCUGGGUCUGGACAACGCUGGAAAAUCGACUCUCCUCUACAAACUGAAGCACAACACUUGUGUCAGCACCGUCCCUACUAUCGGCUUCAACGUGGAAAUGCUCGAGGCCAGAAAGAACAGGAAAAAAAUUUCUAUAACGAUCUGGGAUGUCGGCGGUCAAGGGAAGAUGCGCGACCACUGGCCGAAUUUCUACCAGAACGCUGGAGCUGUCGUGUUCGUCGUGGACAGCGCCGACCAUGAGCGCCUGAACGAGGCGCAAAGUGAGCUGGAAAGAACUCUGAGAAAUGAUGAGCUCCGGGGCCGUCCGCUGAUUCUUCUCGCCAACAAACAGGACGUCGACGGCGCGCUGAAUGUCACUGAAAUGAAGGACAAAUUCAAUAUGAGAAAGAUCUGCCAGGAGCGGGAUUGUUUCGUUCAGCCAUGCUCUGCGUCGACGGGAUUUGGAGUUGAGGAGGCCUUUAAACGAGUGGUCCAAGUGGUCAAACUCUCGUCAGAGCCCGGUGCAGUGAAAGACAAUAUCAGGGAUACAGUGCACUACCUCAGAACAAACAGCAAACAUUAACAUUUAUUUAUAAGCAAUGUGUUAUUUGACAAUAUGACGAAUGAGCUCUUACACUAACAUCUGCUUUAAUUCCUUUAUAUCAACAAUAAAUCGUAUUUAAAGAAAUGCCAUGUUUUGGUUACAUUUCUAUGAUUCUUACGCCCACGGAGACAUGCACUAAUCAUAUAAACAGGUAAGCUGUUUAUUGGGUGUGCAUUUAGAAAUUGUAUCACUGCAUAUUCAUAUCGCCUUUUAAUUAUUAAACGCAAUUCUCUUAUCUCACAGUCGUGUAUCUCACUGACAGCAUCGUCAACCCAGGGGAAAAGCGCAACAAAGACAAGUGCAAAUAGGUUUGGAUGAUUUAGUUGUGUUGCACUGACUCUCGGUUGUAAACCGUCUCCUUUGGCUAGUGUUUCAUUUCACUUAUGUAAGAAAUUAUAGAUGCUGAUAAUCCACUGAUUAGCUUUCCGCUUUCUAAAUGGCUACUCUGCAAAAACAUUAUCUAAAUGUGGUAAAUUCUAACUGUAAUCAUUUUACUAGGCUGUAUCAGAGUCUGACUAAUUAAAGAGCAGAUACUGUAGGCUUGGCAAACCCAAAA